UAUAAAAAAGAAUCACAUUAUGUCAUUAUGCAACAUUACAUUUAAACAGAAAACUAGGAAAAGAAAUUUGAUUAGUAGGAAAAUAAGAACAUCAGGAAAAGAAAAACAACAUCCUCUUGUGUAUUCAAAUAUCAACCAAACCAACCAUCCAUGGCACAAAGAAAGCCAACAUUUCGUUUUAGAAUCCCUUCCUGGCUAUCAGGAACACCUGAAUCAAUGUCUCGUCGUCCGAAAGACGCAUCAAAACCAAUUACUCGUUCAGACACAAAUGUUCCCAUUCAAAGACCAUCUAGGCCUUCUCUCAUAACCCCUGCAGAAUUUUCUCCUAGUCCUACCAAAACUCAAGAAGCCGCUACAAUUGAACCUCAAAACCAUUCACCGCCUCAUCCAAGUCAGCCAACACCAUUAUCAUCGUCGGUGUUUGUUGAAACCACUCACUCAAAACCACAAUCUCCAUCAACAUCGCCAAACCAUGUCAACUCUCCACCACCAUCAUCUCAUGCGGCAUCUCAGGUUCAUGUUGCCUCAACUCAACCUCAGUCUCCCUCUCAUCAUGACACCAUGAAGGUGCCAAAGCCAAAUUCUUCAUCUGUGGAAGAAAGCACUCAUCCUACAUCACCCCGAGUUUCUAAAAUUGAGCCAGCUUCUCAGCAUCACCCACCAUCGCCUUUGGCCCCAGAGAAAAAAAAUGAGCAUCAUCUACCAUCUCCUUCGGAUAUAGAGCGAAAAAAUGAGCAUCAUCUACCAUCUCCUUCGGAUAUUGAGCGAAAAAAUGAGCAUCAUCCACCAUCUCCUUGGACUUGGACCCCGGAGCAAAAAAAUGAGGUGUUAAAGGCUAACCAUGAAGAAAACACUCGGCAUACAUCAUCUACCUCACAAGAAGAAAAAGGGAAGAUGUCAGUGUCUGAUCCGGUUCCAAGUGAACCGGAACCAAAGACGAAGUCACCAUCGAAAAUCAUCCCCGUGUCACAACCAGAGAAUCUUUCUAAGCACACAAAAACAAAACUAGAUGAGGAAAUAUCAACAUCAAAACUAACACCAAAGUCCCAUUUGGAAACUCAAAGGAAGUUCCUUCAACCUAAAGAGAAAGAGAAAGUUAUGCAUGAAACCAAAAAAGUAGGAAAAGCCAAAGACAAAGAUAAAAGUACUAGCCAACCGAAUCAACAUACCAAAGCAUCUUCUUCAGGCACAAAGGAUAAGAAGCAUCAUGGUGUAAGAGAAACUGUAGAGAGAAAGAUAAUGUUUUCCACAUCAAACUCUAGUGGUAAAGACAUAUCACACGAAAGAAUUGUCCCAUCGAGUGAGGAAAGGGAAAAGGAAAAUGAAAAGGGAAAGGCACCAAUGCAUAAAGGUAUCAAAGAUGAUAUUACAAAGUUUGUUCAUAAAAUAUCAGCCUCAGUGCAACCAACACAACCUAUGGAGGACAAAAAAUUCAGUGUCAUAACACUGACUGGUGACAAUAGAGGAGCAACAAUGCAUGUUGGUUCAGAAUCAGAUAAGAAAGAAGGGUCAAUCCACAUUCACAGGGCCUACAAGACUGAAUCUGAAGAGAGCAUUGAUGUGACAACAGAUGGAGAAGGAAACACUAACAAUGAGGAAGAAGACUCAAUGGAACAUGGUGAGGUUGGGAAAGCAUAUGUUAACAGCAACAUACAAAGUAUCAAUAAUUCACUCAUGUUUCAUGGUUCAAUCAAUGAAAGAGACCCUGGAGUUCAAGUUACACUUCCACAAAAGCCCUUAGAAACCAUCAACCACGAUGAUAAAGACACUCAUAAUCGCAGGACUGAGUUUAACAUUAGCCGGUCUCAGAAGUCAACGUUCCAGCCAACAGUUCGCCGUUAUGGUCGCAAGUUCAGUUGUGGAAAUGAAGACAUUGAGAUUAUGUGAAAUAAGAACAAACAUAGCUUCCCUUGUACACCAUAAAAAUACACCUUGUACAGAAAUAUUGCAACUUUUAAUUAUAAGAAAAUAAGAUUUAUAGUAUUUAGCCACUUUCCACCAAGAACGUGUUGACAACAUCAACAAUAUAUAAUAUAAAUUUUUUCCAUUUUA
Medicago truncatula (barrel medic) is the source of this 2052-nucleotide messenger RNA. RefSeq names its product proteoglycan 4. The record is from RefSeq and is a predicted model, not a curated record. NCBI's taxonomy places the organism in Eukaryota, Viridiplantae, Streptophyta, Magnoliopsida, Fabales, Fabaceae. The transcript has a single exon. Bases 151 to 1887 code for a protein of 578 amino acids.